Molecule: messenger RNA, 510 nt
Organism: Didymodactylos carnosus
Lineage: Eukaryota; Metazoa; Rotifera; Eurotatoria; Philodinida; Philodinidae
Source: the annotation of a GenBank genome assembly
AUGAGUAAUUUUGACGUAGCUAAAUACUUGAUUAAAAUGAUUGAUAAAAACUUUGAUGAAAUUGUCUAUUUUUACGAUAGAAAUAAUAAGAUUAUGUUUGUUUUAAGAAAUGAAGAAAAUAUAUCGUUGUCAACGUGCCACGCAGAUAAGAAAAAAUUAUUUGUCUACUUAGAUGAAAUUCAUACUCGUGGAAGUGAUUUAAGACUACCAUUAACUGCACGUGGUAUUGUAACCCUUGGAAGGGGUAUGAACAAAGAUAAAUUAAUGCAAGCAACUACGCAAGAAAUUUCGGCAGAAAUUGCAAUGAUUAAUGGACUCAAACAAAAAGAUAUUACUAGUAAACACGUUCCAUGGAUUAUAUACAAUACAAUUAAAACAAAUGAAAAAGAUUUACAUCCAGUGAUGGAAGAGAAAUUGAAAUAUGUAAUUAAAAGUAGAUCGCUUGAAUAUCAAAAAGAUUCGAAAAUUCGAGAUAUUCCUAUUCAGUCUCUGAUUAUAACAUGUCAUUGA